Messenger RNA from Micropterus dolomieu (smallmouth bass), 905 nucleotides. RefSeq names its product fibroblast growth factor 7-like. Lineage: Eukaryota; Metazoa; Chordata; Actinopteri; Centrarchiformes; Centrarchidae. Gene Ontology annotation, molecular function: growth factor activity; type 2 fibroblast growth factor receptor binding. Gene Ontology annotation, biological process: positive regulation of peptidyl-tyrosine phosphorylation; fibroblast growth factor receptor signaling pathway; lung development. Bases 1 to 342 code for a protein of 113 amino acids. Gene Ontology annotation, cellular component: cytoplasm. The transcript is spliced from 2 exons. The record is from RefSeq and is a predicted model, not a curated record.
AUGUGUGAUUGUCUGGCAGGUAUCCUGGAGAUCAGGACAGUGUCUGAGGGGGGCAUACUGGCUAUCAAAGGCGUGAAGAGUCAGUAUUAUAUCUCUAUGAACAGGACUGGACAUCUGCAAGGCAAGAGGAUCUACAAUGAAACCUGCAACUUCAAGGAGGUUUUCCUAGAAAACUACUUCAAUGCUUACUCCUCUGUAAAGAGGACUAAUAACGGCAAAGAAAUGUUCAUAGCCUUGUCUCAGAAGGGAAAACCAGUGCGAGGGAAGAAGACCAGGAGGGAGCACAUAGCAUCCCACUUUAUCCCUAUGAAGUGCAGAGAGGAGGAAAGGAGGGUGGACUAAAAAACCAUGGGUCGCAAAUUGUGUAUUAUUUCAAUCACAUAUUAUAUAUGUUAACAGAGACAUAUUAACACAUUACCAACAUCAUGCUCCACUCUCCAUGUGUAGAUUUAUUAUGUUAUGUUCAUAAUUUCAGAUGGGCACAUUAAACUACUCCAAACAUCCUCAAAUAAGAUUCUGAAACAAUACUGAAAUAUUUGAAAUAGCUUCACCUGUUGCACAGACUGUAAAACCAACAAAAAGUCUACUCAAUAUUCUUAUUAUUUUAAGUUAAAUAUUAUAUUUACUUAUAAAACAGUUAAGUAUUUUCUUAUAAAACAGUAAAGUGUAUUACACACAGUCGGGACUGUAUCCUUUUCCAAAGAUGACACCCAUCCAGAUGAGGAGACCUGUAUGAUCAACAGAAAGGUCCAGAAUAGAGAUUUGGCUUGACAAAGAUGUGCUGAAGCAAGCUGGACUUGUCUUUUUUAAUGGUACAAUUGUCCAGAGCACACAUAACUGAGGCACAAUGAAUUACAAUAGCAUGUUCAGUAAAACUAAAGUGUGUGAAUGACCUGUGAAUCAUC